UUAGGAGUUAGUUAUAACUGAUUCUUGUUUAGCUAGCUUAUUGUUUCAUUUGAUCAUUUAGUGCAAUGAAAUCUUUCUUCUUCAAUCUCUUUCUCUAAGCUUUUACAACCAUAACAUAAGGCUUUUUUUUCGGGCGGGAUAUUAAAGAAAAUAUUUAUAACAAAAUCAAUUCUUUUUCAUUUUCCUUUUUCUUUAAUCUAAACAUUACAAUUUCACAAAGAGAGAAAGAGAGAGAUGUGGAAGGAGAGAGCUUUGGCUCUACGACCAUGUCUUCUCGAAUUCCUUAUCGAAUCUGCUCAGUUACUCGAAGUGAGUCCGAUCGUCAAAUACACUGCGCUAUCAUUCUUCGCCGAUAGAUUCUACCCUCGCUUCUCCAGCUCCAGGUUCAAAGAAGGAGGUGACAUAGCAAACUGGCUUUUGCAACCGUUGAGAGAAAGCAAUUUGCAGUUGUUUGCACUUGUUUCCUUAUGGAUAUCCAGCAAAAUACACAGUUCCAGACCAUUGUCCAUUAAUUGCUUCAAGUCUUUGGGUGACAAGGUUAUCAAAGAGCAGCAUUUUACGAAUCGGGAUUUCUUGGAAGCAGAGGUUGUUUUGAUGCAGGUCUUGAAUUUUGAGAUUGGUGCAGUAGAUAUUGCUUUUACAUUCCUUGAAGAGCUUUUUCAUCAGCUAAGGGAAGUGGCAAAAAUUGGAGACCUUGUGAACUUUGAAGCAUGCAUGGACAUUAUGGAUAUCCUUUAUGAAAAAGGAGAGAUAUCUACAGAGCAUUGUUCUUCUCAUUCCCUUGCUGCCUCAACUUUGGUUGCUUCAUAUGUCAUUACAGUUCCCAAACAAAGGUGGGAGUUUCCCAUUCUUCCUUGGGUCAGAUUUGUAACAGGUUGCAAAGAAGACGAUAUUUUAGAGAUUGUCAGAGAAAUUCUGAAGCAUGUAUUCGAUCCUUCUUGACAAGACACCAAACCAUAAAAACAAUAAAAAAAAUAAAUAUGAUUUGGAUCAUAUGAUUCUUCUGGUUGGACAAGGAACAUUAAAUAUGAUGAGCUGCAUAGUAGAAGUACCUCGUGUUGUGUGUGCUAUACUUUCUAACCAAAACAUUACAUUUUGAAUCAAAACAACAUGUGUGAAGGUUUUUAUAGGGACCAAUUUGUAAUAGAAAGUAAAGUAAAGUAAGUACUUUGGUAAUGGAGUGAGUUUGUGGGCUCUACCACACGGUUGUCUGAAUUUUAUUAAUAGAAAUUUCAGUCCUUUUCCUGUCAA
This is a messenger RNA of Cannabis sativa, 1251 nucleotides long. RefSeq names its product cyclin-J18. The transcript has 9 exons. Lineage: Eukaryota; Viridiplantae; Streptophyta; Magnoliopsida; Rosales; Cannabaceae. Bases 235 to 942 code for a protein of 235 amino acids. The record is from RefSeq and is a predicted model, not a curated record.